AGGGAGAGAACUCCAGAGGAACGCCUGAGCGGAGCAGCACCGAGGACAGCGCCCGGCAGCGCCCGCGCCCUCGUCUUCCUCGUCAGCCCAGCUCACACACUCAGGUUCUCACUCACUCCACACUCGCACGGACGCACACUCGCAGACACACACUCGCUGUACAAUGGCAGAAUCACACCUGCAAUCAUCCCUGAUCUCAGCCUCACAGUUUUUCGAAAUCUGGCUUCAUUUCGACGCUGACGGAAGUGGUUACCUGGAAGGGAAGGAACUGCAGAACUUGAUCCAGGAGCUCCAGCAAGCGCGGAAGAAGGCUGGAUUGGAGUUAUCACCUGAAAUGAAGACUUUUGUGGAUCAGUAUGGGCAGAGGGAUGAUGGAAAAAUAGGAAUUGUAGAGUUGGCUCAUGUAUUACCCACAGAAGAAAACUUUCUGCUGCUUUUCCGAUGCCAGCAGCUGAAGUCCUGUGAGGAAUUCAUGAAGACAUGGAGAAAAUAUGAUACUGACCACAGUGGCUUCAUUGAAACUGAAGAACUGAAGAACUUUCUAAAGGAUUUGCUAGAAAAGGCAAACAAGACGGUUGAUGAUACAAAAUUAGCUGAAUAUACAGACCUAAUGCUGAAAUUGUUUGAUUCAAAUAAUGAUGGCAAGCUGGAAUUAACUGAGAUGGCCAGGCUACUACCAGUGCAGGAGAAUUUUCUUCUUAAAUUUCAGGGAAUCAAAAUGUGUGGGAAAGAGUUCAAUAAGGCUUUUGAGUUAUACGAUCAGGAUGGAAAUGGAUACAUAGAUGAAAAUGAACUAGAUGCUUUACUGAAGGAUCUCUGCGAGAAGAAUAAACAGGAUCUAGAUAUUAACAAUAUUCCAACAUACAAGAAGAGCAUAAUGGCUUUGUCGGAUGGAGGGAAGCUGUACCGAACAGAUCUUGCUCUGAUUCUCUGUGCUGGUGACAACUAGUUGGGUGAUGAAGACCACUUACUAGCGAUACAUUGUAUCUAAAAAAUAACUGUGCGCUAUAAAGGAGUAGGCUGCAUUUUCUUUUAUAUCUGUAAAUUUAACUGCAUAUAGAUAAUUAUCCAGGAUGUGUGCUACUUUCUUUUCAGCUUGUUUCUAUACUGUUUGUAAUGUACAGUUUUUGUAAUUAUAUGAUCGAAACGGAGAAUGAAUACACUUAGGCAGUCAAUAUACCCAA
This is a messenger RNA of Chrysochloris asiatica (Cape golden mole), 1184 nucleotides long. RefSeq names its product calbindin 1, 28kDa (gene CALB1). Gene Ontology annotation, cellular component: dendrite; nucleus; dendritic spine. Gene Ontology annotation, molecular function: calcium ion binding. Gene Ontology annotation, biological process: regulation of long-term synaptic potentiation; regulation of presynaptic cytosolic calcium ion concentration. The record is from RefSeq and is a predicted model, not a curated record. The coding region runs from base 164 to 949 and encodes 261 amino acids. NCBI's taxonomy places the organism in Eukaryota, Metazoa, Chordata, Mammalia, Afrosoricida, Chrysochloridae. The transcript is spliced from 11 exons.